This is a messenger RNA of Lingula anatina, 1496 nucleotides long. RefSeq lists its product as uncharacterized. Lineage: Eukaryota; Metazoa; Brachiopoda; Lingulata; Lingulida; Lingulidae. The record is from RefSeq and is a predicted model, not a curated record.
CGAACAUAUUAACAGGCAGGUUUACAAAAUAAUUCAAGUUUUGGAGAGAGUGGUAAUCCUUGCUGGGUGCGCGUAGGAGGUUUAAAGCCAGACUGCUGAUUCACCAUGUGGAACACUCUUCAUAAGUACAGAUCCAAUCUUAUAUUAUGUAUUAGGAUUUCAUGCUUCUUAGGGUUCCUGGGGACUUCUCUUGUAAUAUCUUGGUCUUCUUUGACUGCAUUUGUGGCAUUGUUAGUUUCACUUUAUGCAUUAAAUGACGCUGAAGAUAAAAGAGAUGCAAUACCAAAAUUGAAUAGGAAUCCUUUGAAAGGCAAGCCACAAAUCAGUGUUGAUGACCUUCCAAGAAAGGUCAUUGACCUUAUGGAGCACAAGGUCACUGAACUUGUGACCUAUGAUGCAGAGGACGUUGACUCUUUAGCAAAUUUUGAGACUCUGAAAAUGAACACAGAAUGCAUAUUUGCAAAGAAGGCACGGUUAUGGGGUUCUCCGAAAUGGAAUUAUGAUUUAAGUAUAGAACACAAUAUAUAUCAAAGUGUGCCAACCUUCCUCAAGUUUACAUGUUUAUGUGAACCUCUUGGUCUGGAUGGUUUUGUCUAUGAACUUCCAGGAGACUAUGGCAAGGAUGUCCAGACAUUUGGACAAGCUGUGCGUAGGGUUUUGACAACAAUAUCGGACCACGAUCCUUCUGGCGUGCAUUGCAUGAAGCAGUCCUUUAUCGCCAAAAGAGGAUGGGUGUUCCAGUUCAACAAAAUCACUUUCUUUGUGACGACGUUUGCACCCUGCUACCCAGAUAACCACUCAAGAUAUGCUUUUGACUCUGAUCAUGCCUAUAUACUUUUACAACCAGAAAUUUCAUUUGCUCAGCACGAUCUUCCCUCAGAUACCCCUGUGACUAAUUGGGGCAACCCUAAGACAGUUCGUGACAGGAUAAGGGUUGCCUUUAGAGAUGCAGGGAGGGAGUAUAAGAUUAGAGAUACUAUUUAUUUCCCCACUGUUUUAGAAAUUGUCAAACCUAUAGAAAGUAAUGGGCCAGAUGUUAAAUGGUGGAUUUCUGACAAAAAGAAUGAUUGAUAGCACAAAUAAACAUUUAAUUUUGAUGCAGUUGGAUUGGACACCAAAAUUUCUAUGUACUUUGUGCUGCUACAGUUCAAGCAAAUAAGCAUUAAGGCCACUUCUUAUAUAACUAACAAGCUUUGACCUCUCCCCACAGAGGUUGUUCAUUCAUUACCUCUGUUAAUUAGAGGGAAUAUUUUUAUUGGUGUGGCUUUUUCUGUUCAGUUGUUAGUGGACAAGAUAGAUCUUUCUCAAAGAGUCCUUUACAAAAUUCCAAUGAGAUUUAGAGGAUAUUAUAUAUUUUGAAAAGAAUUUUUCAUGGAGUUUUUCCAUGCCAGAAGUCUGCACUCUCGGAAUACCCUCUGUUUAUUAAUGAGCAUAAUAGCUGGUAUAUGUCAUGCAUCCUCUCAUUUCCAGCACAAAUCCUUGAUCAGGUCAAGUCA